Parastagonospora nodorum SN15 is the source of this 1341-nucleotide messenger RNA. RefSeq lists its product as hypothetical. Bases 1 to 1341 code for a protein of 446 amino acids. Gene Ontology annotation, biological process: protein ubiquitination. The record is from RefSeq and is a predicted model, not a curated record. NCBI's taxonomy places the organism in Eukaryota, Fungi, Ascomycota, Dothideomycetes, Pleosporales, Phaeosphaeriaceae. Gene Ontology annotation, molecular function: ubiquitin protein ligase activity. The transcript has a single exon.
AUGCCUCCUCAUCAUGUUCACCGGCAGAACGGCCCAGAACCAGAGACAGAUGACUUGUUCGACAACGACGUGUCUGGCCUCCGUUCGCAAUCUGAAUUCUUCCUCGGUGGGGUAAUACCCGUAGGCGCACAGCCCGACAACUGCUGUAUUUGCACAGAUUCCCUCGCUACCGACGUCGUUCAGAUAACCGCAUGUCGGCAUUGCCAUCAUCUAACUUGCAUCCUGACUUGGUGGAAGUCGAGCGCUGCCCGUCGCGGCUCAUGUCCGCUUUGCCGAGAAGAGCUGUUCGAGCCUGAUCCGCCGGCGGCACAUGUGCCUUCACUGCAUGGUAUUCCGUUCCAACCUCGUGAUCGGUACACGAGUUUGGGAGCUGUGCGGGCCUACACGAAUACGCAGGAUGGUCAGGCCCGGCUGCGUGGGUUUAUGGAUGCUGUUGAGGAACACGCCUUAUAUGCGACUUUGGGCGAGAAUGUCCCUGCGACGACCGGUGGGCCUAGCUAUCCACUGAUUGGAUUCGGUGGGAAUGAUCAGGAUCGAGAAGGUAGGAGGACGCUUCUCGAGGGCCAUCCACUGUAUCAGGUAUACAUGAACGGACAGCGAGCGCGCACAGCUCGGAGGACAGCGCAAGCCCGUAGGGACCUGCAGCGAGAGCCAGAAGGGUACCACAGCCCUGGUCAUUCGGAUUCGGAUGAAGAUGAUACGACAAGCCCGGUUGCGAGCUACUAUUGGAGCGAUAGUUCCAGUGAGACGCCAGAAUCUCCUUCGCGGGACACCUCUGAGCUCGUAGGAUUGGAUGAGGCGGCGCUGAUAGAUGCAAAUCAGGGCACAGAGUCGAGCUCAGCUUCGACAAACACAUCGACACCUCAAGUAUCACCUCGUGCUAACGAGAAUAGUAACACCGACACAUCGUCUCUGUCCAGAGUAGAGGAUCAGCAACCGAGCUUUCCGGGAGCAGAAGAAGCAGAGGAAGAGUACUUAAUCGACUACAGUGACGAUCCCUUGCAAGAAGAGCUCGAAAGAGCCGAAGCUGGGCGCCGUACCAACGAACCUUCGGCGUAUGAUGCAUGGGACGACCCGAACGCUCGUACAGCAGUGCGCUACGGCUUGAUAUAUCGCCGUGACCACAAUGAGAAUUGGUGCAUCCGCGAGCCGACUGAUGAAGAGGAGGCUGAUGAAGAUGCUGCGCGACAACGAUCAAACGGCAAUAAUUGGGAGAUGGAUGACGAGCUGCUUUCUGAGCCUGAAGAACUUGCUGGUCAUGCGUCGGAUUUCGCUCAAAAUCGGAUCCCGAAGUAUGGUCGGGGUUAUGGCUAUUUGCAUAUCCCCGAGCCGCGUUCCUGA